Molecule: messenger RNA, 5577 nt
Organism: Colius striatus (speckled mousebird)
Lineage: Eukaryota; Metazoa; Chordata; Aves; Coliiformes; Coliidae
Exons: 4
Coding region: 3731-4972 (413 amino acids)
Source: RefSeq, a predicted model, not a curated record
AGACCACUUUAUCUGAGAAGAUUUGCCUGGUAAGGGUUAAUCUUUUCUAAGGAAGCCUGCCUGAAAGGGUUGGCUCCUUGAACAAAGCCCCUAAUUUAAGCAAAAACAUCCUGUAUACACAACAAUGAUAACGACACCAGAUGUCUUGUAGUCACGGAACAUAUAUCACAAAAAUGUAGUAAACAGUACCAUAAAUUUUGUAGAUAACAUUUGAUUGAUUUGUAGCAUAUAGAAAAUACACGUACUCAUAUUGUUUGUUAACCUAUACUGAUGACCUUUACGAUAUGUAUCAACUAUAAAAGAACAUAAGAAGUAAGAAUAAAUGGUCACUUGCCCUAAGAGCAGUGGUCCGCCUGUCCUUCAUCGUCCUGGAAAGAGCUGGUCUCUGACAAAUGGUGCCGAAACCCGGGAAACUCGGUUGCCUUUGACCAGGGUGAGCUGCCUCCGAAUCAACAGAACCGCGAUUUUCCGUUGACCAAGUCUGAGACUAAGUCUGGAUCCAGCCGCACCUAAGCCCUUUCUAUAAGGUGUCUUAGAAAGCAAGGGGGUCCAGACUGAACCUCGUCACUCAACGGUAGGGCUCCCUCAUAUUCAGCAUUUACAAUUUAAAAUAUGGGACAUGUACAUAGUACGGAAAGACAGCUGUUUGUAGCUAUGGUUAAGACAUUGUUAAAAAGUCGAAAUAUAUCUGUAACCACCAAGCAAGUGGGUGGAUUUUUAGAAUUUAUAGACACUGUGUGUCCUUGGUUUCCGAAUAAAGGCACUAUUAAUUUAGAAACAUGGAAUAGGGUCGGUGAAAACAUUAAAGGCUAUUAUGCUGCUAACGGCCCUGAUAAGAUCCCUAUAGAUGCUUUUCCUUUAUGGAUUUUAAUUAAAGAAUGUUUACAAGGUGAUACUGAAUAUGAUAAAUGGCAACGACAAACACGUCCUCGAUCUCGUUCAGCGGAUUCAGGUUUAAAACCUUCUGCUCUUACUAAUCCCGAUUCACAACCCUCUGCUCCACCUGAAUAUCCAUCAAUAAUCAAUAAUGAACAAAAAGAUAUUCAGGAAUCUAAUUUUAAAAAUCCCUUUCUUAUGUACUCAAAUACGGGAGGUAAAAAAUGCCGACCGUUAAAACAAAGCAAGAGCGCCUUGAGACCUAUAGAAUUAUCUGAAGAAUUAUCCUCCGAUGAGGAAGCUGAAUUAGAAAAAGAAGCUGCUCAGUAUCAUAAUGAAGAUGAUCAAGUGUUUGUUAAUACACCUUUUAAAUUGAAGAAACAGCAAACACUUUUAAAAAAGGAACCUGUUGUUUUACCAGCAAUAGAAGCUGGUAGACGUCCGCCCCCUCCUGACAUAUAUCAUCAAAUAUCACCUCACUCACCCUUACAGUUAUCAUUGCUACAAGCUAAACAACAAGGUGAAGAUGUGAGUGGGUUUUUCAAAAAUAUUGCAUGCUUAUCCUAUAACAUAUGCUCCUCACCCUACUCAAGCCAAUGUUAGAAUUGCUACAUAUACAUCCAUUCCAUUUAAGAAUCUUAAAGAAUUGAAAACAGCUGCUGUUCAAUAUGGUGCAACUGCACCAUAUACUAUUGCUAUUUUAGAGACAAUUGCAGCUGAAGUUCUUCCCCCAUGGGACUGGAAAGGCUUAGCUAAAGCUACCUUAACGGGAGGAGAAUAUUUGUUAUGGCUUACAGAUUUUAUGGAUUCCUGUUAUGAUUAUUCUCAAAAACCACACUUUCGCCAACAAGGAAUUACUCAUGAAAUGUUAGCUGGCACAGGACCGCAUGUUGAUCUGGCACAACAAUUAACUUAUCCUGCUGCGACAUAUGAUGCCAUUCGAGAAAUUGGUUUGAAAGCCUGGAAAGGGCUACCUAGACAUGGAAUGUCUAGGGAAGAAUUAACUAAAGUCCGACAGGGACCAGACGAACCUUAUCAUGAUUUUGUAUCUCGUUUGUUACAAACUUCAUCUAGGCUCAUACAAGACACCGAUUCAGCUAUGAUUUUAGUUAAGGAAUUAGCUUUUGAAAAUGCUAAUAAUAUCUGUCAAUCCAUAUUAAGACCUUGGAAAAAUAAAUCAACAUUAAACGACUAUAUCAGAUUAUGUUCUGAUGUUAGCUCUGGAUAUAUUCAAGGCAUAGUCACUGCCGCAGCACAACAGGGCAAACCUGUUGAGCAAGUUUUAGCUGCAAUGCAAUUUAAGAAAAACAGAAGGGUUGCAGGCCCUCCUGGUAGCUGUUUUCAUUGCGGACAAAUGGGGCAUCAGGUACGUCAAUGUCCUAAUAAAAAGAUUCCGAAUCAUAAUGGAGGAAAGAACCCAAGUCUGUGCCCAAAAUGUAAAAAAGGUAAUCAUUGGGCUAAUGAAUGCCGAUCUAAAUAUGAUAAGAAUGGCAAUUCUUUGAUACAGCCGGGAAACUUCUCAAUGGGCUUGCCCCGGGCCCACCCAAACAAACAGGGGAUGUAUCCUGUGCAGGUGCAAACCUCAGAGCACCAGCUAAACAAUCCAUUUCACAACUCCACCGAGCCACCAGUCAUAGUGCCGGACUGGACCUGUGUUCCUCCUCCCACUUCGUAUUAACACCUGAAAUGGGGGCACAAGCUAUCCCAACAGGGAUAUAUGGCCCAUUACCUGCGGGAACAUGCGGCUUGGUAUUGGGACGAAGUAGUCAGAGCAUGAAAGGAUUGCGAGUUAUACCAGGACUAAUUGAUUGUGAUUAUGAAGGAGAGUUAAAAGUUAUGUUACAAUCUGAAACUUCUGUCUUUAAUCUACCUGCAGGAACAAAAAUUGCACAGUUGCUUUUAAUUCCUUAUGUUUCAUCUAUAGGAAAAGCUGAUUCCCACAUUCGGGGAACAGGCGGUUUUGGAUCUACUGACGUUUAUCUUUUACAGCCCAUCAAUCAUCAGAGACCUGAACUUCAGUUAACUAUUGACAAUAGAGUUUUUAUGGGACUUUUGGACACCGGAGCAGAUGUAUCGGAAUUGCUCAGCGAAUAGAAGAUGCUCGCAUUAAAGAUGUGCGCAAUCGACGCCUUUUUGACCUGCUUAGAGCCAUGCAGGCUGCUAUCCGGCAGCGCACAUCUCCAUAUUGUGUGAUACACAUCAGAAGUCAUAAGUAUGACAUUGGUUUAGGAGCAGGAAAUGCUAGAGCGGACAAGCUGGUAGCUUUGGGAGUGCCUGUAAAUAAAUUCAAUCAGGCAAGAGAAGCCCAUGCCACCUUUUAUCAAAAUCCCAGAGGCCUAAAGAGAAGUUUUGACCUCUCAAUAGAGGAUGCUCGAGCAAUAGUGAGGGCUUGCCCGCAGUGUAGCCACUACGGCCCAGGGUUAGGUCUGGGAGUCAACCCCAGGGGUCUGGGACCAUUAGAAUUGUGGCAGAUGGACGUCACUCACAUUUCUGAAUUUGGAAGGCUUAAAUAUGUUCAUGUAACUGUGGAUACAUUCAGUAAGUAUAUAUGGGCAACGGCUCAAGCAGGAGAAAGGGUAAUGCAUGUAAUCCGACAUACCACUGCAUGUUUUGCUGUUAUGGGGGUGCCAAGCACCAUUAAGACUGAUAACGGCCCUGCGUAUGUUAGUCAACGGGUGAGACAGUUUUUCCAAACCUGGGGAGUGAAACACAUUACAGGGGUACCACACUCACCGACAGGACAGGCUAUAGUGGAACGAACUCAUCAAGUGUUAAAAUCAUAUUUAAGUAAGAUUUCCGACAUACAGGACCCACAGGAACGGUUGUCUAAGGUAUUGUUUACUAUAAAUCAUUUAUGUAUCUUUGGGGAGGAGAAAGAACCUCCAGCUCGACUACAUCAAGGAAUGGUGGAAACAUCGAAAAGACCGCCGGCAAUGUCCAAUAUGGGUUCCUGCAAAAUGGACUAGAGUGGCUGUUACUCCUAAUAAUCCUGAUGGUGACAGUUCACACAUCGCCAUUGGAUCAAGUGAAUCCACGUCAGAACAUGUGGGUCACCUGGGCGAAUCAGACAGGCCAAGUUGACUUUUGUCUGAGUCUUCAGUCGGUGAGUGAUACAUUCCACACCUGCCUGGUUGGGAUACCAGAUUUUGAUCCUAGUGAUUUCCAGAAAUAUGUCAGCGGGAGCGCCUCCUGUUCCAGCAAAGUGACAUUGGACUGUGCCAUGGACUUGUUAAGUUGGCUCAAAGUCCCUCUUCCCUGGGACCCACAAGAGUUGGAGUUGCUGGGAAGUCAAGCAAUCAGAAACAUCACGAAUGAGAGUUGGACUUGUACUUGUUUUAGCUUUGGGACUAAAUAUCAAGGACUAAGAGGAAUGGAACAAUAUAAAAAUAUGGUUAAGCAGCGGACUGAUGUUUCCCCCGAAGGUGCAUAUAGUCAAUUUGUAGAUCCAAAAGGAAGAUAUUGUGGAUUGGCCAUAGGACAAUUUGGUGGGACUUGGAUGGCCAACUUAUCUGGGUUGAUAUAUGGGGGAAGUAACACUGGUUGGGAACGCGGGACCCCUCAGGGGCCUACUCUGUGGAGCAAUGGGUCUGCUAAAGCUCUACCCAAUAACAUCUUCUUAAUAUGUGGGGAUCGAGCGUGGCAGGGAAUCCCAGCUAACCCAAUUGGGGGGCCAUGUUAUUUAGGGAAAUUGACUUUGUUUGCUCCUCGACAGCAGGACUGGUUAAAAAUUACCAAGUUACGGAAAACAAGAGAUACCCACAACUUAAAAGGAGAUUGGGAUGGUAAAGUACAAUUGUGGUCCAUUACGGCGAAUGUAUUUGCUUCAGCAUUUGUACCUGGGUUGACUGCAGCCCAGGCCUUACGGCAGUUAGAAAAAUUAGUGUGUUGGUCGGAGCAGCAAGCUAAUGUUACUACUGAUGUUAUUGAAAAAUUGUUGGCAGACCAGAAAAGCCUUAGACAUGCCUUAUUGCAAGAUUGUGCAGCUAUUGAUUUUUGCUAUUGGCACAAGGGCACGGAUGUCAAGACUUUGAAGACAUGUGUUGUUUUAAUCUUUCUGAUCAUAGUGAAUCUAUUCACAAAGCUUUGGCAUAUUUAAAGGCUCAGGCUAAGAAUAUUACGGUGGGUUAUAACCCUUUUGAUGAUUGGCUUCAAUCAGCUUUUGGGGGGUUGUCACCUUGGUUGACUAUGUUAAUCAAAGAAGGGUUAAGAUGGGUAUUGAUUAUUUUGCUUUUGCUUAUAAUGUUUAAGAUAGUAUAUAGUUGUAUUAUGAAGGCAGUGCAUAAAUUGACUGACUCAGUCUUGAUUGUGCAAAAACAAAACGGGGGAAUUGUGGAGAAAAAAUGAGGGAGCAUGGACAUGGAUCCUAGGGUAUAACGUUAGACCUGUUGGGGCAAGGCAGCCUGGGCUCUAGUUAUAUGAAUUUAAUGCACAAUCAAGACCAGAGUCAGAGCCAUGGUUAAAGCAGUUGCUGUCACGUAGACAGCAGGCCGCUUUCUGUUCCCUCAAGGUCGGACUGUUUUCGGCUAAAAGUGGAAAACAACUUUGGGGAAAAACAAGAUGGGAAAAUGUGAGGGAGCUUGCUUAUUGCAGAAACCGCAAGUAGGAUGAACAAGAAAAUGUAAUCUAUUAACUGCUGUUGCUGAGCUAGCUUUGAAGCUGCUGUGUAUAUGUUAGAACCUGCUCUCAAUAAAGAAGAUGAUU